Molecule: messenger RNA, 198 nt
Organism: Nezara viridula (southern green stink bug)
Lineage: Eukaryota; Metazoa; Arthropoda; Insecta; Hemiptera; Pentatomidae
Source: the annotation of a GenBank genome assembly
AUGAAUAAACAAGUGAAUGGAAAGGUGAGGAGCUUUUUCAGGCAGGUUGUUGAAAAGAAUAGGUGCAGAAAAGGAUGGUGGCCAAAUCAAAGAAAUAAGGAACGUUUGCACAACUCAUUAUACAGGAUGGUCUUGGUAAUCCGAAUCCAUUGUAAUCCAAAACCCCUGGUGAUCCGAACAAGAAAGAUGAAAAGUUGA